CCAUUUACCUUAGUCUGCCCAUAUUGUUGCAACUGUUUAACGAUCGCGAGGGCGCCGGGGACCCGACAGCACCCUCAAGGCCUCAAUGCCUUCACCUGCCGAACAUGCCCCUAUCAGUUUGUCCUUGAUAAGCCGUACUAUGAGCGUACAUACAUGAAAAAGAAACAACUGGACGAUAUCCUGGGCGAGGAUGAGUCUGAUUUGCCGAUCAACGAAGUUCCUGGAGGCUGUCCGAAUGAAAAGUGCGAUUCGAAGAAGGCCUACUUCUACCAACUACAAACCAGAAGCGCUGAUGAACCCCCAACCUCGUUCUUCAAG
Capronia coronata CBS 617.96 is the source of this 318-nucleotide messenger RNA. RefSeq names its product DNA-directed RNA polymerase III subunit RPC10. Lineage: Eukaryota; Fungi; Ascomycota; Eurotiomycetes; Chaetothyriales; Herpotrichiellaceae. The record is from RefSeq and is a predicted model, not a curated record. The annotation marks the transcript as partial. Gene Ontology annotation, biological process: termination of RNA polymerase III transcription; DNA-templated transcription. Gene Ontology annotation, cellular component: RNA polymerase III complex. The transcript is spliced from 2 exons. Gene Ontology annotation, molecular function: DNA-directed RNA polymerase activity; nucleic acid binding; zinc ion binding.